Molecule: messenger RNA, 1458 nt
Organism: Guillardia theta CCMP2712
Lineage: Eukaryota; Cryptophyceae; Pyrenomonadales; Geminigeraceae
Exons: 21
Source: RefSeq, a predicted model, not a curated record
CACCAUUGUCUACGGCGAAGACGAGGGAGGAGAGGAAAUCGAGGAGCUAACAGAGCAGGGAUCGAACAGAGACACGAUUUUCCAACACAAUCUGACGAACGGAACACCAACCAAUCGAAAAGGAGCAAGUACAAAUCCAACAGGAAAAUAUACAAAUUUGAAGGCAAAAGGAAAAUUAUUCUUUCGUUGUAAUUUUGAGAAUGGAAAUCUUGAUGCGGCUAGGGAAACUGUACCACAGGCUGAAUGGGAUUUGGAAAUACGAGGAGACACCAACAAUUCCAAAUAUCGAGUUUGGUUCUACUUCGCCGUUUCAAAUGUCAAAAACAAGCAGGUUUGCAUUUUCAAUGUGAUAAAUUUUUCGAAGGGUAGGAGCCUUUAUCGUGAAGGCAUGACACCUUUGGUACGUUCCACUAAACGAACACAUUGGCAAAGAAUUCCUUCUAGAAACAGCUUUUACUACAAGAGCCCAAAGCACAAGAUGAAUUAUGUUCUGUCUUUCAUUUUUGAAUUCGACAAUGAAGAUGAAGAAUACUUUUUUGCCUAUUCCUUCCCAUAUACGUACAGCGACCUACAGAAAUAUUUAUAUCAGAUAGAAAGUCGAAAGCUGUCUUUUUGUAAACGAGAACUUUUGUGUAAAACCAUACUGCAACGCAGGGUGGAUCUCCUUGUGAUCGGCAAAGACCCACGUGGAACGAGAAAUUCUCUCAGCCAGAUUGAAUCCAGGAGAGGGGAAAGAAGACGAGUGGUUUUUGUGUCAGCAAGAGUACAUCCUGGAGAGUCACCUGCUUCGUACAUGUGUCAUGGGUUGAUAGAAUUUCUUUUGAGCUCAACCCCUUUAGCUCAAUUGUUACGAAAACACAUCACAUUCAUGAUUGUACCAAUGCUGAAUCCUGAUGGCGUUUUCCUUGGAAAUUACCGUACAGCCUUUUGUGGGCUUGAUCUGAACAGACAAUGGGCAAAUCCCGCAGAAUGGCUGGUUCCGGAGAAUUAUCAUGUCAAAUCGUUGAUCAAAGAACUUGCUGAUGAUCCUUGGAUCUCUUUGGAUUUUGUUAUUGACAUGCAUGCCCACUCAACAUCCAUGAAUGCUUUCUGCUUCGUAAAUCUUGUUGCUGAUGACUCUCGUGACAUAUCACGAAUGCAAGAUGAAUUGACAUUCUUGAGGUUGAUGAGCAUCAAUUGUAAAAUGUUCAGCCUCAACUCUUCAAGGAUUUGUUGCGACCCUUCAAAAUUGGGAACGGGGAGAAGGGAACUACCGCAAGUAGUGCAAGAUCAUACGCAUUGCUACACACUAGAGGCAUCGUUUUUCUGUUAUCAAAAUGUCGGCUGCCGUCCAACACCUUUUACUCAACAGACACUAAUUGAAGUAGGAAGGGAUGCUGGAAUUACAUUCUUGGACUAUUAUAGACUGAGAUAGUGCAAAAUCGGACAUCUUCAAUCAAUGAAAACUGAAAGUGGAUC